CAAUUUUCUUGAUUGUAAGCUAAUUUUUCAUGGCCUCUUUUCACCAUAGAUGGAGCUUGACAAUGUUCUUGGUGGUUGCAACAUUAGCAAUCAUCGAUCGAGUAAAUGGCGCGGGCUAUGGUGACACCCCUAGCGGCUUUCAAGCAACAGCUUGGCAACCCUCUCAUGCUACGUUCUAUGGCGAUGAGAGUGCUUCAGCUACCAUGGGGGGAUCUUGUGGAUUUGGAAAUUUGGUCACAUCAGGUUAUGGAACAGAUACAGCAGCAUUGAGCUCAGUAUUAUACAGCAAGGGAUUUGCAUGUGGACAAUGUUUCCAAAUAAAAUGUGUGCAGUCAGACUCUUGCUACUCAACAAUUGUAACAGUGACAGCAACAAAUCUCUGUCCACCAAAUCCUGCACAAGACAGUAACAAUGGUGGUUGGUGUAAUCCACCUAGAACACAUUUUGAUAUGGCCAAACCUGCUUUCAUGAAAAUUGCUCAAUGGAAGGCUGGAAUUGUCCCUGUUUCUUAUCGCAGGGUACCCUGUGUUAAAAAAGGUGGAAUCAAGUUUAGUCUUCAAGGAAAUGGGUAUUGGUUAUUGGUAUAUGUGAUGAAUGUUGGUGGAAGUGGAGAUAUUGCAAGUAUGUGGGUGAAGGGAACUAAAACAAGUUGGUUAGCUAUGAGCCAUAAUUGGGGAGCUUCAUAUCAAGCAUUUGCAACUCUAAGUGGCCAAACACUUUCGUUUAAGAUCACUUCUUACACAUCUAAAGAAACAAUUAUAGCUACUAAUGUUGCACCUUCUAGUUGGCAAGUAGGAAUGACUUAUCAAGCCAAUGUCAACUUCAACUAA
Messenger RNA from Solanum verrucosum, 830 nucleotides. Its product is annotated as expansin-A18-like. The record is from RefSeq and is a predicted model, not a curated record. NCBI's taxonomy places the organism in Eukaryota, Viridiplantae, Streptophyta, Magnoliopsida, Solanales, Solanaceae. Gene Ontology annotation, cellular component: extracellular region. The transcript is spliced from 3 exons. The coding region runs from base 30 to 830 and encodes 266 amino acids. Gene Ontology annotation, biological process: plant-type cell wall organization.